AGCCUUCGCCUGGGCACAAGUUCUCUUUCGUCGAAGCUGUGUGUUUGUACCCCGACGGCUGCUGGUAUCCGGAGGUCCGCAGAAAAGCGUCGUCUCCUCAUUCUGCGAAAAUGGGGAUCUCUCGUGAUUCGAUGCACAAGAGGCGUGCCACUGGUGGCAAGAAGAAGUCCUGGAGGAAGAAGCGAAAGUAUGAGCUCGGUAGGCAGCCUGCUAACACUAAAUUGUCGAGCAAUAAGACAGUUAGGAGAGUGAGGGUUCGUGGAGGGAACGUGAAGUGGCGUGCGUUGAGGCUUGAUACUGGAAACUUCUCAUGGGGUAGUGAGGCAGUGACCAGGAAGACCAGACUUCUUGAUGUGGUGUACAAUGCAUCUAACAAUGAGUUGGUCCGUACUCAGACCUUGGUCAAGAGUGCCAUUGUUCAGGUUGACGCUGCACCAUUUAAGCAGUGGUACCUCCAGCACUAUGGAGUUGACAUUGGUCGCAAGAAGAAAAAUCCAGCUGCAGCAGCUGCUGCCAAGAAAGAAGGAGAGGAAGCUGAAGCUGUCACUGAAGAAGUGAAGAAAAGCAGCCAUGUGACGAGGAAGCUGGAGAAGAGGCAGCAGACCCGCCAGCUUGACUCACAUAUUGAGGAGCAGUUCGGUGGUGGGCGUUUACUAGCUUGCAUUUCAUCACGCCCCGGUCAAUGCGGCCGUGCUGAUGGAUACAUCUUGGAGGGCAAAGAGCUGGAGUUCUACAUGAAGAAGUUGCAGAAGAAGAAGGGCAAGGGUGCUGCUGCCUAAAUUUUUUGCUUACCACCUUGAUAUGUUUGUUGGAGCAAUAUCUAUUUGUCAGCUUUUCUUCCUUAUGGUCAUCUAGACUUGCUUUGAGAUAUGACAGUUAGAUAUCAAGUUUUCACCCCUUCACUGCUGCUGAACCAUAAUUUAGGGUAUUUGUCAUGUUCUGCUCCCCUCAGUUAAAUGAUAAAUUUCUGUAUCUUCUAAAAGUUUGGAUGUGCCGUUUUAUUUUGGUUCAAGGUGGUGUGGUCAUUUUCUUCUGCAUCAAUCGCUCUGCAUUGCUAGCUCUGGUGUGAACUUGGUACCAUCAGUGUCAGUGUUAGUUUUCUACUUUUCUUUGCCAGAACUUAGAUCUAUAAUCUAGUGCAAACCAGUGAUCGAGAGCGUUUUGAUGAUGCAUAGAAACGAAGUGCAUGAAUCAAUUGUUCGUCGAUGAACUCGUCUCCUGUUCUAUUUCAACCUUGCCAUUAGACUAUGCAAGUGACUGAUCCUGUUUUUCCCUUACCGUGUCUACCCACAUCAUAUUAGUUAUUAUUAUUUAGUCCCUCUAUAGUUCUUCAGAAGACUAUAUACUUCAGAAGACUAUAAUAUAUAGUAAUUCUUCAGGAGAUUUUGAACAUUUCAAAUUCUUUGCAUUUGAGUCCUUCAGAUUGAUAGUCAAUAUCCCUAACCAACUGGACUACAACAAUAUUUAUGUAUUUUUUGAAUUAAAGAGAAAAUAUUGAAAUAUCUCAAAAUCAUAGGACUAUCCACCACAACAAUCAAUCAUCGAAUUAAUUAAUAACUAUAAUUAUUUAUAAAGUGAAUCAUCAUGAUAUAUCUAGCUUUAUGAAUCAACUAAGUGAGUUCCUCUAAUCACACAAUUCUUCACCAAGAAUCAAAUAGUACAUUUUGAGUUUAUGUAUGUCUUACAACUUUUACAUUUAUUAGGUUACAUGACUUUGUAGUUUGUAGGAAUACAAGGAUUGUUUACAAAAGAGCUAUACAAAAUUUUAUUUCAAAACAUAAAAUUUGACAUUUGUGAUCUAUAGUUUUGUAACGAGACAUUUUCAAUGCUAUAAGUGAAUGACCAAAAAUCAUUGGCUAACAAUUUUCCUAAUGGUUGACAAUUAUAAGCAUAGAAUUGAAAGACUAAAUAUCAUUGGCUAAAUUUAACAAACAAUGGUAUAUGUAUAUACAUUGGAAAUUCUAUGGUACGCUCGAUGGAUUGAGGGUUAUUGCAUCUCCUUAGUUAAAUAACAUUAUCUAGACCAUAAAUUAAUCACGUAACUAAACCCUAUAUCAUAAUUCUCUAAAUCCUAAUAUAGUGCAUAUGGUAUGUUGUAUACAUCUUGGCGAAUCAAGUUCAUUGAUUAUGUUCUUAGUAUACGUGAUAUUAGGGUCAAGUUCUAUAGAUUUAGGGUAUAUGAUUUAAUUAUUUGAAACUUAAUCUCCCUUUUCAAAUUUCCUGCAAUGAGAGGGAAAUUAGGAAGGACAUUUUUGUCUUCACAAUUAUGUGUAUUUUUUAUUUAUUUACAGAAAAAGAUAGACAUAUUGAGAUUUGAACCAUGGUCACUUCAAACAAAGUGAAGGUUUAAAAUCAAUCAGACUAUGUAGAUUUGUUGUAUUUUUUUAAAUUAAAAAUAUAUACGAAGCUAAAAUAUGAAAUCACAGAAAUUUUCAACAGUUAGCUAGCCCAAUAAAUAUUUCGUAAGUAC
Messenger RNA from Linum trigynum, 2470 nucleotides. The record is from the annotation of a GenBank genome assembly. Lineage: Eukaryota; Viridiplantae; Streptophyta; Magnoliopsida; Malpighiales; Linaceae.